AUGAAAGAUGGAGAAUUACUAAAAACAUCGUGCGGUUCACCUAAUUAUGCUGCUCCUGAAGUUGUCUCUGGAGAACUUUAUGCUGGACAAGAAGUUGAUAUUUGGAGUUGUGGUGUUAUUCUUUAUGCUUUAUUAACAGGAACUUUACCGUUUGACGAUGACAAUGUUCAGGUAUUAUUUAAAAAAAUUCGAUCUGGAAUAUUUCCUAUUCCUGAUUAUUUGAAUCCAUCAGUAGUUGAUCUUCUACAAAAAAUGCUUACUGUUGAUCCUGUUCGUCGUGCAACAAUAAAAGAUAUUAAAGAACAUGAAUGGUUUAAAGUAAAUUUACCUGAUUAUUUAUUUCCAAAAACAGGUGAAGAUAGUACAAAUAUAGUUGAUCUUGAUGCUAUACAAGAAGUUUGUGAGAAAUUUGGUGUAAAUGAAGCUGAAGUUCAAGAAGCAUUGUUAAUCAAUGAUCGCCAUGAUCAAUUAGUUAUUGCUUAUCAUUUAAUAAUUGAUAAUAAACGAAUAUGGAACGAAGCUCGAAAAGUUGAAAUAGCUGAUUUUUUUUCUGCAUCAAGUCCACCUCAUUCAGCAUUUUUAUCUAUGACGCCAAAUUCAUCAUCAGCUCGUGCUCCAUCACCAUUUAAAUCAUCUCCAAUUCGGCCACAUCCAGAAAAAAUGCCAGCUUUAAAAGAUUUAAGUGUAACAUUAGAUCCAAUCGAUACAAUUAAUGUCACAAAUAAUUCUUCUUCCAAUAAUACAAAUACUUCUCAUCAAAAUACAUCUCAUAAUCAAAAAGCUUCAAGUUCAACAACAGGAGCCACUGGAUCAGGUGCAGCAUCUUUAAAAAAAGCUAAAUGGCAUUUAGGUAUUAGAUCUCAAUCAAAACCACAAGAUAUUAUGAAUGAAGUAUUUAAAGCAAUGAAAGAAUUAGGAAUGGAGUGGAAGUUUUGUAAUAAUAGUAUGUAUAGUCUUCGAACACGGCGUAAAGUUCCAAACACUGAUCGAUAUGUUAAAUUGGGUCUUCAAUUAUAUCAAGUUGAUCAUAGAUCAUAUUUAUUAGAUUUUCGCAAUUUAAAUUCAAAUAUAGACGAUCAUCAUCCAAUACUUUCUGCUCAACCUGAAGUUCUUGUUGAUGAUAGUGAAAUGGAAAAUCUUGAACCAAAUCGUUCAAUAAAUUGGGAACUUGGAGAUAAUGAUAAUGCAAUGGCAUCGUCAACAGAAGAACCUGUGUCAGAAGUAAUGGAAUUUUUUGAAAUGGCUGCAAGUCUUAUUCGUACAUUAGCACCUGAUUCGUCAUCUAAAACAAAUGCAACAUCCACAUCGACAGCAUCUACUUAA
This is a messenger RNA of Rotaria sp. Silwood2, 1323 nucleotides long. NCBI's taxonomy places the organism in Eukaryota, Metazoa, Rotifera, Eurotatoria, Philodinida, Philodinidae. The record is from the annotation of a GenBank genome assembly.